Molecule: messenger RNA, 2049 nt
Organism: Vigna angularis (adzuki bean)
Lineage: Eukaryota; Viridiplantae; Streptophyta; Magnoliopsida; Fabales; Fabaceae
Product: dynamin-related protein 4C
Exons: 1
Coding region: 1-1989 (662 amino acids)
Cellular component (GO): cytoplasm; membrane; microtubule
Molecular function (GO): microtubule binding; GTPase activity; GTP binding
Source: RefSeq, a predicted model, not a curated record
AUGGCAGAAGGAACCCUCGCCUCUGUUUUCGAUCAUUCUACACCAAAAACUGAGCUAUACGACGUUAAAAAUGUUGCACCUAUGGUGUCUUCUUACAAUCAGCGCAUACGUCCGAUCCUUGAUGCUCUUGAGAACCUGAGGCGCCUAAACAUCACCAAAGAAGGGAUACAGCUUCCAGCCAUAGUAGUAGUUGGUGACCAAUCUUCUGGAAAGUCCAGUGUCUUAGAAUCUCUGGCUGGAAUCAACUUGCCCCGUGGACAAGGUAUCUGCACAAGGGUACCCUUGGUCAUGAGGCUCCAAAACCACUCACAUCCCAAACCAGAGUUGGAGCUGGAGUAUAAUGACAAACAUGUGCCCACGGAUGAGGCUCACGUCUCUGAAGCCAUUUGUGCUGCGACAGAUGAACUUGCCGGCUAUGGGAAAGGAAUUUCGAACACCCCAUUAACUCUUAUCGUGAAGAAGAAUGGUGUUCCUGAUCUCACCAUGAUCGAUCUUCCCGGCAUUACGCGAGUGCCUGUUCAAGGUCAACCUUUGGAUAUAUAUGACCAGGUUGUGAAUACUAUUAUGGAGUAUAUAAAGCCUGAGGAGAGCAUUAUUCUCAAUGUUUUAUCUGCCGCUGUUGAUUUCUCAACUUGUGAGUCCAUUAGGAUGUCACAGACUGUUGACAAAACGGGAGCGAGGACUCUUGCUGUUGUCACAAAAGUUGAUAAAUCCCCGGAGGGACUGCAUGAGAAGGUAAAUGCUGAUGAUGUGAACAUCGGUCUUGGCUAUGUGUGUGUAAGAAAUCGCAUUAGAGAUGAGUCCUACGAAGAAGCUCGUGAAGAAGAAGCCAAACUAUUCAAGACACACAAGCUUUUGUCCAACAUUGACAAGUCCAUUGUUGGUAUUCCGGUUUUGGCAGAGAAGUUGGUUCAGCUUCAAGCGGCUAGUAUUUCCAAAAUAUUGCCUGAGAUUAUUAAGAAGAUCAAUGACAAACUUGAUUCUCAGCUUUCCAAGCUGGAAAAAUUUCCCAGAAAACUCACCUCCUCGGUUGAUGUUAUGUCUGCAUUCAUGGAUGUCAUUGGGUUGACAAGAGAGUCCCUAUGCAAGAUUCUUCUGAAGGGAGAAUUUGACAAGUACCCUGAUGACAAACAAAUGCAUUGCACUGCUCGCCUUGUUGAAAUGCUGGAUCAGUACUCUAAUGAUCUCCGCCAGGGUUCUGAUAGUGCUGAAGAGAAGUUUUUGAUGAAAGAAAUUAAGGUGAUAGAAGAAACCAAGCGGAUUGGACUUCCAAACUUCAUGCCACGCACUGUUUUUCUUACACGUUUACACAGUAAAGUUGAAUCCAUUUCAAGCAUACCAAUUAAUUUCAUUGACAAGGUGUGGGACUAUCUUGAAGAUGUGGGGGUAACUAUCCUGAAACAUCACUCAGAACAUUAUCACCAACUUCAGACAUCUUUAAGACUUGCUUGGAAGAAGCUCAUUGCUAAGAUGAGGGAAAAUUCUAUGAAAUAUAUGCAAGAGGUUGUAGAAAUGGAGAAGCUAACCGAUUACUCUUGCAAUCCUGAAUACACAAUUGAGUAUAAUAAACUGAUUGCCAGCCAGAAUAAUUUGGUGGCAAGUGUUAAAGCAAGUUAUUCCUCGAUAGGUAUUAAUGGUUUUGGGGAUGUUCAGGUUAGUCAUCUGACCCUGUACAAAAAUUUACUUCCGCAAGCUUUUGACUUGAAAGUGAGACUAACAGCAUACUGGAAGAUUGUGCUUCAGAGGCUUAUAGACAACACUGCACUGCAUUUGCAAUUCAGCAUUUUCAACCUUUUAAGGAAGGAUCUAGGGUAUGAGGUUUUGAAUGAUGUGGUGUCUCCUAGUGGAGGUGGAAUAGAGAGAUUGUUUGAGGAAACUCCUUCAGUUGCUGUGAAGCGGGACGAUCUCAAUAGGAGCAUUAAGACUCUUAAGGAAAGUAAGGAAGUGGUGGCUAGCAUAAUUGACAAAAUUUCUACCUAUGGUAAUUAAAAUUAAGAAUGUCUUUUUUGAUGUUCGUGACCAUGUUAAUGUUGCAUCUAAGGUUUUAGA